UAUCUCUCUCGAAUCCGCGGAUUGCGCAUUUCAACAUGGCUAAAUUUCAGUGAGGUCAGCAGCCUCGACGCACCGCUCUCGCGUUUUCCUACGCGCUCUCGUAUUUCCCGUGGAAUUCUUUUUUUUUUCCUUUCACGAGAAGAUCUCCGCUCGCGUCGUUUACGUUCGCGAUCGCGUCGCGUCGCAAUCUCCGCUGCCAUUUCCGAACGCGAAUUUCGUGCCGUCGUCAUCGUCCCUCGGAACGAGAGCCGUUCGACCGACGAGCUUACUCCUCGCGCCGACGAAUUCUGGAUUCAAGGAACAUACACAAACAACACAAAGAACGCAACUGGAAGAAAAAUCUACAAAGAAUAUAUCUAAGAAAAUAUAUAUUUGUCAAUGUAAUAUGCCCAUAAAAACAAUAUAAGUCUUCUUAAUAUGCUAAGAAAGAGCAUAUUGAUUGAAAUUAAGAUGUUGGGAAACUGAUUUCUUGAAAUAUCCAAUAAUGGCAGAAAACACUACAGAAGAUACCAAACACUCAACGAAUAACGACGACAUGUCUGAGACUCCUUCAGCAACUUCUGCAACCAAUGAAACAGCUUCCGAUGAAGGAAAGGGUGAACUUACAGACAUUGACAAAGCAUCUACUUCUAAAGAAGACACAGACGUGAAUAAUGAGAAAGUUGUCAAAGAUACAGAUUUGACUGAUAAAGAGAAACAAAAUGCUUUUAAAACUGAUUGCAAUGGAGAUUCUAAAGAGGAAACUAAAUCCGGAAAUGCAUCUUUGGAGAAAAUUGAAGUAGAAGUCAAAGAGAAUCUCAAGGAAUUUUCUUCUACAGAAGAAAGAUCUGACAAUCAAGAAGUCAGAAAAUGUUCCCCCGACAUAGAUCAGAGACUGAACGAAAUCUUAAAAGUCGUACACGGGGAUUUGCAGAUGGAAAUGCUCCAGAAGAUUGCUGGUGUUUCUACAAACGCAAAAGACAACGAUGAAGAAGACGGCAGUGGAAAAGAUCAGCAGAUGGUAAAAAAGGAAGGAACUCCUCCAAGAGACAAUGUAUGUAUGGAUAGCUCAAAGAAAUAUACUGCUUCCGCAACUUUAAAAAGUACAGAAGACGAAAGGGAUUCGAGGAGUUUCUCAAUGCGAGCAGAAGAGAAAUCGGAGAUUGGAAUUGUUGGUUCUCCGACCACGAUCAGCGAGCUUAUUAAUGAAGAGGAACUUGGAGGCGACUCUGCAUUAUCCGUCGAUCAAAAGGACCACAUAGUAGAAUGGGUUGAAAAUUCGGCGAAGGUAAAUGCCGAUGAAGAAAAUAACAUUGCUGAAGAAUGUCAACCAGAAAUGUACGAGAAGAAUACGAUGGAGACAACGAAACGACAGAAGCUUGAUGAUGCCCAUGUAAUAUCAUCCAGAAAAUCGCAGAAGAUUGUCAGCAACAUCAUAAAGAAGAGCAUCAAAUGGAUGCCGCAGUGUGCCGUCUCCACGUGUCGCAACAGCCAUCGCCGGACCCGCAAGCAAUCGGUCCGCUACCACCGGUUCCCUCAUAAGCCAGAAGUGCGCGAAUUGUGGGUGCGCGCAUGCGGCCGCGAGCCCCUCGCCAACGGUGAGGCGCCCUUCAACAUCAACACGGCGCGCGUCUGCUCGCGCCACUUCCUCGUGGAGUUCUACGAGGACGAGAGCAGGGAGCAGAUGAUGCAGGGCAACCAGAAGCGGAACCGACUGCGGCUCGGAGCGGUGCCCACGGUCUUCGUGCCGGUCCGCGUGGAGCCGUGUUUCGAGCUGCUCAACGAGAACGAGAAGAAGCGAUCCGCGCAAGCGAGUCGCAUCAAGGUCCCGAUUCCCAAGCGCGUUCUCCUUCGACCGAACGGGCAGCAAACGGCCACCCCGAACCGCGCCGACGAGGGACCACGCGAUGCGAGAUCGGAGGAAGCGAAUGUCGGCGAGACCAGCAAUAACACCAGCGACAGCAGCACCAGCAAUACCAGCAGCGCCAGCACCGCCAGCAGCACCAAUUGCGUCGUAACCGAAGAGACAAAAGAACCUGAAAAAGUUGUAUUUUUUAGGGCGCUUGGUCUCGCCACCGUUGAAAAUGAGAUUGAACCGUGUUUGAACAGGAUGCACGCGAUGGAGGGCGCGACCGAAGGCAGGCGAAGGCAAGUGGACACCGCGGAGGACGAUAAAACAGCCAAGUCGUCGUCGUCAUCGGAGAUACCCCAGAGUCAACAGAACGGCGCCGCUCUUCCGGAAGAGACGGCCGCGGCGCCGACAGCGACUGUAAGUCGCGUUCGCACCAAGAGGAAGACGGAAUCGCCCGACACCGAGACGCCGGAUACCAAGAACAGGCAGUUGCUCGCGGAUGUGUCGCAGAAGGUGGCUGCUGCGAGCGGCAGCAAUGUUACGCAACAUCACUCCAAGGUUGCGUCCGAAUCUGUCGAUAAUAAGAAACGGAAAUCCACCAAUGGACAGCUGUCGGUGAAUCCUAGGAAAAAAUUCUGCAAUGAGGACGAACGAGAAGAGUACAUUUCGCAAAUUAUCGGCACCGACAACGAGACAGUCGACGUACUUAUGGAGAAGGCUGAUCGGUUACGGGCUGAUAUCGUGGCUCUCGAGAAUUUAGCGCAUGUCAAGGAAAUGGAAUGGAACGAGAUUCUGAGGAAGAGGAAGCUGAAGGAGGAGGCAUAUGCGAGGCUCGAAAGAAAGAUACAGAUGACAGCUUUCAUGGAGAACGACGGCCAGCUACCUGAUCCUUUACCACUUGCCUCAUCGUCCCUAGGUCCCGCCGAAUGGGACAAUAGCGACAAUGCGAUCUCCAUGUCGGGAGAGAAAUCGUUCGAGUCUAAGGAAGAUCUUACCGGAGAAGCUUCGGACUUGUUGAAAAGGGAAAAGGAUGCGAAGGUUAGCCCCCAGCAACGGGUAGUCCCUUCAAAAACCAAUGGAGAAAGUAAUCGUAAACGAAACCUGGCGUCGAGUCCAGAAAGUCGGCAAAUCGGAGAAGGUCGUCAAGGUGCGAUAGUGGAUGUCAGAUCUAUUAUCGCCGAUCACAGGCUUAAGCAUCCAGAAACCGUACCAAGGAGAGGACGAAGAAUGAGGAAUUCGGUGAAUGUCGGACUCGGAGCUGGCGGCGCUAUGGUCGAAACAGGACACAAUACCGACUCGAGACCAUCUAGUACGGAAUCGUGCAAAAGCAACCCGAGCACGAACGAUUCCAUGAACUAUAAAGACAUAUUAGUGCAAUUUGCCAAGAUGAGCCAACAAGGUGAAGGUACUUCAGCCAAAGUACCGCAGAAUUAUCCGGAUGUGACGCUUCAUCCUGUAGCGGUACCCUCGUCCGCGUCUCAGAACACCGCGUCUCAACCGACUGGUUCGUUACUUCAUGGGAUUCUAACAAAAGCGCAAUCGCCAAGAUCUACCACUUUUUCACCUACUUUAGCGAGAUUACUCACCGCGCCUGAAAGAGAAAGGAAUCCGGCGGCAGCGGCAGCGGCAGCGGUGGCGUCUAUGUCGCAGCAGAGCGCCACAAACCAACACCUUUUGCAGACGUACCAAGGCUCUAAUCUGGUUUCUAUAAACGAUAUCCUGUCUUCUUCCAAGGCUCGCACAGAAAUAACUAUAACCCCCGUCGUCAACUCUUCUGCGCAAUCUCAUUCCAACGAUUUAAUUCAAGUGGAAGACGUAGAGGAAGAAACAACGGUAAUCGAUGAUAGGAAAGGAAGUUCCUCGAGCGGAAGGGAAGGUAAACAAAUAGCAAAAGACAAUCCACCUUCACCAAGCGCUCCACCAAAAUGUCAAGGAUGCAUGAUUCGUCCUGCACAAUUUGUUUGCGCUGGAUGCGGAAAUCAAUGGUAUUGCAGUCGUACAUGUCAGCUUGCCGCAUGGGCAACGCAUUCCGAAUAUUGUUCGGACUAUCCGCUCGAGUCCGAAAACAGCAAGGUCAAGCCCAAUGUUUAACGCCCGACGUCUCUGCGUACUCAGUGUGGCAUCAGGCGAGAGAUAUUUGUAUAAUAUGAUUCUAGUCAAGAAAGGAAGCUUAAGGACAUAUUGAGCAAGAUGCUUAAAGAAGAGAAAACGAGGAAUUUGACGAAAGAUCAAUAAUAUUGAUCUAAUAAGGGAAAGGUUUUAUUGAGACGAACGGACCUGUGUUGCCCUAUUGAAUAGAAAGAAGCAUUUAUUGGCGCUUUAGAGCCUUCCUCUCCCUCUCGAACAAAAUUCUAUAUUCUCCUCUUUAUAAAAGAAAUUUGCGAAGUUUCCUGCACUUGUCAGAAUUCUAGAUUAAGAAAAUUAACUUCUCUCGAUGACCAAAAUUGAUGAAACUUUCGAUGCCAUGAUUACGAUUAUUAUAUAUAAUUUUCUAAUUUUCUUAUACAUGGAUGUAUGUAUACAUGCCUAUACAUACAUAUAUAUCCGCUAGUCGAAGAUUUUGGUUUCUCGAAAAAUAGAUACAAAGGAGAAUAAUAAUGCCGAGGCGUAAAGCACAAUAGUAGGAGUAUCACGAUGCUGUACAUAAUUUUAUACAAUUUAACAGAGUUGUUCAGCGUCGAAAUGUAGAAUGUCGGUUAAUCGCGUGCCAUGCGUAAGAUCAAGGGCGGAUUGGGACUAUAAAUUAGUCCUGAAAAAGAUAUUGAGAAAUAUUUUCUCCAAUUUUUUAUUUAAUACUCCCUUGUAUCGAAUAAAACGCCUGAUUUUAGAUGGGAAUAUGUUGAAAUAUAUCGAAGUAAACAUUGAUUAUGUUUAUUAAGAUAAAAUAUUUCCAGCAUAUAUGUCAAUUGUUUC
Messenger RNA from Camponotus floridanus (Florida carpenter ant), 4744 nucleotides. RefSeq names its product putative leucine-rich repeat-containing protein DDB_G0290503. Lineage: Eukaryota; Metazoa; Arthropoda; Insecta; Hymenoptera; Formicidae. Gene Ontology annotation, molecular function: sequence-specific DNA binding. The transcript is spliced from 10 exons. Bases 485 to 3922 code for a protein of 1145 amino acids. The record is from RefSeq and is a predicted model, not a curated record.